GCUUGUUUCCUCAGAAUGCUUGGCUAUUCGAACCUGUCCGGUCCACUAUCGCCGGAGCUCGCCAAGCUAGACCAGCUACGGGACAUGAUGGUUCGGGCGAGCAAUAUUCAGGGAACCAUCCCGGAAGAGUUCGGCAACCUGGGUAACCUCAUCAGCCUGGACCUGUCCAACAACAGCAUCUCGGGGCCGAUACCCGCGUCGCUCGGGAAGCUGUCCGCGCUGAGAUUCCUGGACCUCUCGAACAACGACCUCUGCGGCACCAUCCCGACAUCUGGAGCGUUUCAGAACCUUCCUCCCAGCAGCUUCGCCAACAACCCGCGCCUGCGCGGCCCCGGCCAGCAGCAGGACGACGACGGCUGCUAGACUAGAUCGACAUGGCGGCGGCCAGCGUACGUGAGCCGUCAAUCGGCGCCCAAGGUUACUACCAGAGCUAGCUGGGAGGGUCGAUGUAGCUAGCUAGCUAGCUGGAUUCAGUGUGCGAGGUUUAAUUAGCUAUGUCUCUGUGUAUGUGCUACAGCAGGGUGGGUGUCUAUCUCUUGUACGUACGAUCAAGAGGUAAAUAUCAGCCUCCAUAAUGAAAAUAUGAAAUC
Messenger RNA from Lolium rigidum, 590 nucleotides. Its product is annotated as leucine-rich repeat protein 1-like. The record is from RefSeq and is a predicted model, not a curated record. Lineage: Eukaryota; Viridiplantae; Streptophyta; Magnoliopsida; Poales; Poaceae. The transcript has 4 exons. Gene Ontology annotation, molecular function: protein binding. Bases 16 to 363 code for a protein of 115 amino acids.